Molecule: messenger RNA, 2248 nt
Organism: Dendroctonus ponderosae (mountain pine beetle)
Lineage: Eukaryota; Metazoa; Arthropoda; Insecta; Coleoptera; Curculionidae
Product: long-chain fatty acid transport protein 4
Exons: 11
Coding region: 346-2202 (618 amino acids)
Biological process (GO): triglyceride homeostasis
Cellular component (GO): endoplasmic reticulum
Molecular function (GO): long-chain fatty acid transmembrane transporter activity; long-chain fatty acid-CoA ligase activity
Source: RefSeq, a predicted model, not a curated record
CGCAUGUGUAUUUAUAACUAAUUUUUGUGCAGAAUUUCUAUUGAUUGCAUACAAUGUAUUUGCGCUUAUGAUAACAAACACAUUUUUUACCAAUAAAAUUUAAACAGCCAUUAAAAAGAAUUUGAAGUUGAUAAGUUCGAUGAAUUUAUAAGUAAAAAUAGCCAGCAAGUAACAAGAAAAUUCAUAAACAGCUUGCUGAUUAUUGUUUAUAUUUAUUGUAAUUUCGAAGUCCGCUCUAUACGUUCUAAUGAUUUUAACUUGUCUGAUUGAUUAUCUUAAACGUUGUCUCCAUUGAACCCAUCCUGGCACAAUUCAUUCAAGAAGUGGCAUUAAGAGCGACUCAACAUGUUGGUCUACGUUAUCGUAAGCCUCAUUCUGGUAGCCGCCAGUUUACUGGUGAGGUGCCAUAGAAAAUGGCUGUACAGGGUGAUUAAAACGCUCCCUCGAGAUGCCAAAAAUCUCCACGUUAUCUUCAAGCUGUCUUCCAAAUUGAAACAUUGGAGCAAACAGGAGGACACUGUGCCCACAAUUUUCACCAAACUAGCCAAGGAACACCCAGACAAAACCGCCCUUAUCAUCGAUGGGCGCCGGUGGAGCUACCAAGAGCUGGAAACGUUCAGCAAUCGAGUGGCAAACUUCUUCAAGAGCCAGGGAUACAAGAAGGGCGACGUCGUCGCUUUGCUAAUGGAAAACCGGCCGGAAUACCUGGGACUUUGGCUCGGAUUAGCCAAGAUAGGAGUGGUCACUUCGUUGAUCAACUCCCACCUGUUGUCCACUCCUUUGACCCACUCCAUUUUGGCUUCGCACAAUAAGGGGCUGAUAUAUGGAAGCGAUUUUCGCCAAGUGGUGGAGGACAUAAAAGAGCAAAUCCAGCAGGUUGUGCUAUACGAGUUUGGGGGCGAUGGCGAUGCAACAGACUUGAAAAAGCAGCUAGAAGCCAGUCCAUCUAGUUUGCCAGAGGAAGUCUUCGGCUUGCGCCAGCAAGACCUGCUGUUCUACAUGUACACGUCUGGAACCACCGGGUUGCCGAAGCCAGCCAAAAUUCCCCACACUCGCUUCAUUCUAAUAGCCACCACAAUGAAUUUCGCUCUAGACCUAAGCCCCAGCGAUGUGCUCUACAGCCCGUUGCCAUUGUACCAUGCUUCAGCGGGAGUUUUCUCUGCUGGCCAAGCACUGCUCUUUGGCAUAACUUUCGUGGGCAGAAAGAAGUUUUCUGCGAGCAAUUUUUGGACGGAUUGCCAGCAGUACAAGUGCACAGUCGCGAAUUACAUUGGCGAGGUUUGCCGAUAUCUGCUAGCUGCCCAUAAACCGGGCACAACAGUCCAGCACAAUGUGAUGAAAAUGUGCGGAAAUGGACUCAGACCGCAGAUUUGGCAGCAGUUUAAGGACACAUUUUCCAUUGGGCAAAUCUACGAAUUUUACGGAUCCACUGAAGGAAACGCAUUUUUAAUCAGCAUGGACGGAAAACUGGGGGCUGUGGGAUCAGUGCCUCUAUGGGGAAACUGGUUGGUUUCAACCGUGCUAAUCCAGUGCAAUGAGAAUACUGGCGAGCCAAUCAGGAACAGGCAAGGACUCUACAGCAGGUGCAAACGUGGGGAACCGGGGUUGCUGGUGGGGAGAAUCGUCCAACAAGGCUACAAAUCCUUCCAGGGCUACCUGGACUCGAGUGCCACCGAGCAGAAAGUCCUCAGGGACGUGCUGGUAAAGGGAGACGCUUAUUUCAACACCGGGGACAUCCUGGUGGAGGAUGAGUAUGGAUAUUUGUACUUCAAGGAUCGCACUGGGGAUACUUUCAGAUGGAAGGGCGAAAAUGUGGCCACCAAUGAAGUGGAGGCAAUUGUAAGCGAAGCGAUUGGACUGAAAGAUUGCAUGGUCAUCGGAGUGCAGGUGCCAAACACAGAGGGACGAGCUGGAAUGGCAAUCAUCGAAAGCUCAGAAGACACGAUAGGAGUGCAAUCGCUGGCGAAAGUGCUGAAAAGCAAACUUCCCAGCUAUGCGAUUCCGUUGUUUCUGAGGACGGUGCCAACGCUGCCCAAAACGGCCACUCAGAAGUACAAGAAGCUCGAGUUCGAGAAGCAGGGAUUUAAUGUCACAAAAAUACCCGAUACGAGUGUGUUUGUCCUAGAUUUGAAAUCUUUAGAUUAUGUUCCAUUGACUAGAGAUAUGUACGAUGAUAUCAUGCUGGGUAGAAUUAGGCUAUGACUUAUGCUUGUAUAUACUAUAACUGAUUAAUUAAGGAAGCAAUAAC